AUGACGAGGCCAUCGUUAAGUAUGGAGAUGCUAACAUUGAGAGAACUGAGAAAAUGGACUGGGAUAACACCAUUCGAGCUGUUGUUACACUUGGUUGCUAUUUUUGUGUCUACUAUACUAUUUGUGAGUUGUUUUAUUGUUUUUAGCGUUUUGAAGACUUAUCAUUUAUUGUAAUAUAUUCUUUAAUAUCUUUUACAGCUGUUAAUAUUAUUGUUCACAGCUUUUUAGUAAUGUUUAGUUUUUAGGCAGCAAAAUGGUUCGGGUUGGUAACAAUAAGCUAUUGGCACGUUUUCGGCUCAAUGUUCUUGGCCGCUGGCUUGAAUCUAUACUUUGUUUUUAUUGUAGCAUUGAGAGUAUACGUUGAGGAGAAGCAACUACGAAGGUUUUUGGCAAUGUAAGUUUGUUUUUCUCAUGUUUUCUGGUUUUAGGUAGCAAACUUGAUGUUAUGAUAGAGACAGCUCAGCUCAUAACUAAUUUAUAAAUGCCCCUGACACUCCAAAUCUUUAGGCAUUUGUUCAGCUUUCUACGAGCAUCAAUGCACGGCUUGUUUUUAAUGUUUUUGUGUCAAAAGAUUGAAGGAGACUUUGAGCAUGGUCAAGUUGCCAUUCAGACUAGUUAUGGUGUUGUUUUUAUGCCAGUUUGGAUCCUGUUGGCUGGAUUAGCUGGUCAGAUGGUUAGACUAAUAUGA
Molecule: messenger RNA, 688 nt
Organism: Bursaphelenchus okinawaensis
Lineage: Eukaryota; Metazoa; Nematoda; Chromadorea; Rhabditida; Aphelenchoididae
Source: the annotation of a GenBank genome assembly